CACUUGAUGACGACAUGUUUCCACGACUUGUAGUUCCCGUUUAGCAGUUUUGUGGGUAAGCUAAAAGAAGAUGCUCUUCAAUUAAAUCAUUUUUAAUUUAGGCAAGCACAGCUGUGAAUGUACAGUUUCAUUAAAACGAGUCACUGAUAAACAAGAAACAUUUCAAAUCGGUGAGAAGCGGACUGAAGCUGUAACACGUGUUGUGGUGUAGUUCGGUGCUUCUGUUCGACUGGAGCUGUCGGUAUGGCUGGCGGCAGGAUGCAGUUGGAGCUGUCCCGGGUGGUUCAGGGAAGAAGUCGUCUGGGUGUCCUGAAGGGACUCGGCAGGACGGGGCAGCACUCUCUGGAGGUCCCUGGGUGUUUGCUCUAUACACACUUUGGGACGGUCCCCCAUCUCACCCAGGACACGCUACACACUCUGAGGAACCUGCCCUCAGUCACUCAGGUCACUCUGUCCAAUAUAGCAGAGCACCAGGAAGUGUUGGAGGAGUUUAAGGAUGGAUUCAGGAAGUUUGCAGGUCUUCAUGAUACUGUGUUGUACUGCUCGCUUCACGACCCUGCGGCGCUCUGCCCCACAGGUUAUACCACCAACAAGACGGUGUCAGUGUGGGGCAGCGGUGGGCGGAUCGAGCUGACGGUGGCCAAGUUCAUGGCUCUGCAGAAGACCGUGCAGCCCGACUGGUACCAGAGCAUGGCGGACGGAGAGACCUGGCAGAACAGCACGUCACGGAAAAGGGUCCGAAAGUCGGUGGAUCGAACUCUCGCUCACUUGGAUGAGUGUCUGCUGGUGCACCAGAAAUCACAGGAGUUGGACGGAGUAGAGGUGUUCGGGGUGGUGGAGGGAGGAGACAUCUUGGAGGAGAGGGUUCGCUCAGCCAGAGAAACAGCCAAGAGGCCUGUAGCAGGAUUCUGCCUGGACGGCCUCCAGACGGGCUCCAUGGACCAGAGACUGAGGACUCAGCUCAUCACUGCUGUGAACAAGGAGCUACCUGAGGACAAACCCAGGCUGCUGCAGGGUAUCGGCAGACCUGAUGAGGUGCUGGCGUGCGUUGAGGCCGGUGUGGAUCUGUUCGAGAGUUUUUUCCCCUUCCAGGUGACGGAGCGAGGAUGUGCUCUCUGCUUCAGCUUCGACAUCUCCCCGGACCCCGAGCGCGCAGGUAGAGCGCCCCCUGAAGUGCUGGAGCAGAGCGAAGAGAAGGAUGCAGCGGGGGACAUAAAACAGAAUGGAGAUCUUAAUCAUGAUGAUCAAACACAAAUGACAUCUUUUGAGAUCAAUCUCAAAGACAAGAGGUACCAGGAUGACUUCAAGCCGCUGGUAGAGGGGUGUGGCUGCUACUGCUGUAAGAACCACCAGAGGGCGUACCUGCACCACCUGCUGGUGACCAAUGAGCUUCUGGCUGGAGUCCUCCUCAUGAUCCAUAACACCUCCCACUAUCAGGGCUUCUUCAGUGCCCUGAGAGAAGCUCUGGCCGAAGACAAGCUGGACCUCCUAAAGACACGGGUGCUUAGGGCUGGAGCCCAGCAGACGGAAAGAGACGAACAAGAUGGAUAAAAGAGAGAGAUAGUGGAGGGAUUGAUUUGAGGGAACGUGGGAGGAAGGGCUCUUCUUUGCUGGAGUGGCGUGGCCAGAGGCAAUCAUGAGCACUGUCUUCCUCUGUCAAGGCAAGUCACAGGAUGAACUGUGAUACUGGAGAGACCUUGAGAGUGACUCACUCCACAUGUUGCCAAAGCCAUGUCUCUGGUUAAAAGAGGAGGAUAAAAGGAUGAAAAGAGCGGAGGGAGAGAGAAGUUGGUGCCCUGUCUCACAUCAGGAGGACCACUACCUUUAACUCGUGUAUUGAUCUGAGCAGAUAGCCAGGAGACAGACAGAGUGAGGGUGGGAUGGCGGGAGAAAAAGAGGAGCAGAAUGAGAAGUCAGGAGGAAUUUGCAUAGAAGUAAAAUUGUGUGGAUGGAUGACGGUGAACUAUUGGAGAUGACUGAAUCUCUGUUGUGACCUGAUUGCAGGUCAGUGCAUGGCUAAUGUCUUUUGACCUCAGUGACAGCAGCACACACCAGAGGGGGAGAACCAAUGAGGGUGAUCAAUCAUUACAAAGAUUUACUUUUUUAUACCUCAGUAGACACCACUUUUGUAAUUUUUUAUUUUACAUAAAUAGGUGAUGUAUAAAAUCAGAUUUCCCAGAGAUUGUGUUUCUCUUUUUGUCAUUUCAUACUUUAUGGAUCUGCCCUCCUUUUGAGCAUCAAGAAUAUUUUUUUCAUGUUUCACUUGGAUACCUCCAUUAAAACGAGCUUCUCUCAUA
Messenger RNA from Acanthochromis polyacanthus (spiny chromis), 2297 nucleotides. It is a transcript of the gene qtrt2, whose product is annotated as queuine tRNA-ribosyltransferase accessory subunit 2. The transcript is spliced from 9 exons. Lineage: Eukaryota; Metazoa; Chordata; Actinopteri; Pomacentridae. Gene Ontology annotation, molecular function: tRNA-guanosine(34) queuine transglycosylase activity. The coding region runs from base 244 to 1551 and encodes 435 amino acids. The record is from RefSeq and is a predicted model, not a curated record.